AGAAACGAAACUAAAAGAAGUGCCUGGAGAACGGCACGAUUCGAGGUGUGAUCUUAAUUUGUUUUUUUACUGUUUUUUGUGCAGCUACAAUUUCAACACUGCCGACAUGGCCACUGCCAGCAGUCUGCUGUCAGAGGAGAGGUUCCUGUGUUCCAUUUGCUUGGAUGUGUUUACUGAACCAGUGUCCACGCCAUGUGGACACAACUUCUGCAGCGCAUGUAUCCGCAAGUAUUGGGACAACAGCGUCGCUUGCCAGUGUCCGUUUUGCAAAAGAACAUUUUCUUCGAGACCUGAACUCCAUGUGAACACCGUCAUGUCUGAGUUAGCCGCUGAGUUUACAAAGCUGAAUCGAAUGAAAGCCUCAACUCCGGAGCCAGAACUUCCUGAAAGAGCAGACAUCCUUUGUGAUAUCUGCUCCGACAUGAAAGCCAAGGCAGUUAAAUCCUGUCUGAUGUGUCUGACGUCUUUCUGUGACGUCCACCUCGAGCCUCAUCAGAGAGUUUCGGUUCUUAAGAGCCACAAACUCAUAGAUCCUGUGAGUAAUCUGGAUGAUAGGAUGUGCAAAAAGCACGACAAGAUAACAGAGCUGUACUGCAGGACCGACCAGGCCUGUGUUUGCGUCUUGUGUCUCAAAACCGAUCACAAGAAUCACGAUGUUGUCCCGCUGGAGGAAGAAUACGAAGCAGUGAUGGCAACAAAAGAUGGAGUGAUGGCAAAUAUCCAACAGAUGGUGCAGUCACGAUCCGAUAAGAUAGAGGAGAUUGAGAAUUCUCUUGAUGUCAGCCAGAGAGAAGCUGAGAAGGAGAUAGAGGCCAGCGUGCAGGUGUUCGCUGGCUUCAUUCGCUCCAUUCAGAAAAGCCAGGCUGAGCUCGUUGAAGUGAUCGAGGCGAGGCACAGAGCGACGAAGCAAAAGGCUGAAGGUUUUCUCAAAGAGCUGAGGGCCGAGGUGGCUGACCUCGAAAGCAGAAGCAGCCAGCUGGAGCGGCUGUCACGGUCCGAGGACCAUCACUGCUUCCUCCAGAACUUCUCGACCCUGUGCUCUCCAGCAAACAAGGACUGGACCGACACCAGCGUUCACAGCGACCUGUCUUUCCAGGCGGUGAGAGAAGCCGUGGCCCGGGUGGAAAACAGGGCAGAUGGGAUCGUGGCAAAGAUUCCCGAGAUCAAAAUGAAAAGAAUGAGGGAUCACGCGGUGGACUUGACUCUUGACCCCGACACGGCGCACUGCUGCCUUCUGAUAAGCCAAGAUAGAAAACAAGUUGCACUUGCAGAGGAACAGAAGCUUCCCAACAAUCCAAAGAGAUUUGAGAAAUACCAAGAAAUUUUAGCAAAAGAGGGGUUCACGGGAGGGAAGUCUUACUUUGAGGUGCAGGUAAACGAAAAGCCUAAGUGGGCUGUUGGAGUGGCCAGAGAGUCUGUGGAUAGGAAAGGAGACACAGAUCUAUCAGUUUCAGAUGGUUAUUUGGCCUUCGGGUUGGAAUCGGGCAAAUAUUUUGCAUAUGAAGAUUCAGCUGUUGUCAUCACACUGGAAGAAAAGCUUCAAAAAGUGGGCAUCUUCGUCGACUACGAUGGAGGAGAGGUUUCUUUCUAUGAUGCAGAUUCUCAAUCACACAUCUAUUCUUUCAGUGGCUACACCUUUAAAGAAAAACUUUACCCUUACUUUUGCCCUCAAGACAAUGAAAAUGGGCUAAACUCUGCCCCUCUCAUCAUAACACCUGUAUCUCAGACUAACUAGUGCGUUUGUGGGUGGGACAACAGCAUUACAAAUAAGUUGAAACUGACUACUGCACUCAGUAGCUUCUUUCCAGUAAUAUAUAUGGAACAGAACUACGAUGUUUAAUAUGCAAAAAUACUGCUGAAUUCAGGCAUAGAUGUUUGAGCCAUGGCAUCUUUGUAUGAUGUGAAUAUUUGCAUGCAUGAUGCCAAUAGAAGCACAGUGAGAUUGUGUUAUAUUACAGGGUUGAGAGUACGAAUGUCAUAGUGUAACAGUGUAAGUAGAUAUUUAGUUGCUUUCUAAUUCACAUAAUAAGGUGAGAGUGUAGCAUUCUUGCAAAUGUCUUGCCUUUUGUUUACAGACAGGGACCUGUUGAUGAUUUAUUAGAGGGAGAUUUACAGUAAAAGGGUUUCUAAAAUCUUUUUUUUUUUUUAAUUUUUUCUGGUUUCUUGUAAUUCUUUGUAACUCAGAAUAAAAAACUUUGACACUAUUACGUCACAUCAUUCCUUUCUAGAAGCUCUGUCAUAAUAAUAAAGUCAUACCUGUGAAGCAUU
Stegastes partitus (bicolor damselfish) is the source of this 2268-nucleotide messenger RNA. Its product is annotated as E3 ubiquitin-protein ligase TRIM39-like. The transcript has 2 exons. NCBI's taxonomy places the organism in Eukaryota, Metazoa, Chordata, Actinopteri, Pomacentridae. The record is from RefSeq and is a predicted model, not a curated record. Gene Ontology annotation, molecular function: protein binding; zinc ion binding. The coding region runs from base 107 to 1735 and encodes 542 amino acids.